Molecule: messenger RNA, 1396 nt
Organism: Epinephelus lanceolatus (giant grouper)
Lineage: Eukaryota; Metazoa; Chordata; Actinopteri; Perciformes; Serranidae
Product: protein FAM240B-like
Source: RefSeq, a predicted model, not a curated record
CAUAUCAAAACUAUUUCUCAAGGGAAAAGUCAGGGAUGAAUCUGAGGAGGGUCAUGUGACAAUCAUCCUCCUCUAUGCUUAUUUUGAUCCCACUUAUCAAACCAAUACUUCACUAUCCCAAAGCUGAAACACAAGAGUAAAAAAAGAGAAGAAGAAGAAGAAGAAGAAGAAGAAGAAGAAGAAGAAUACUUGUUUGUCAGAGAGGGACAUACAGAAGAUCUUAGGAGAGAAAAGUGGAGAGGAGGAGAGGAAAAAGAAAAGGUAAAGAGUCAGAAAAUAUGGUGUUAAAUGAGAAAAGAAAAGAGAAAACAUAAAAGGGAAGUAAACGAUUGAUAGAGAGGAAGAAAACAGAGGCAAGAGGAGGAGAGAAAAUAACGUGGGGGACAACAAAGUCAAAAGGUGGAAAGGAGGGGAGGAGUUAAAAGAGGAGAUAAAGGACAAAAGAACAGGGAGAAGGACAGGAACAGACAAAAGACAUAACAAGAUGUAAAAAAGAAAGAAAGAGGGAAAACAGAAGAGACGAGGGAUUACUGAUAAGUUAAAUAGAAAAGGAAAGAGAGAAAAAGAGAAAGUAGAGAGAAGGAGUCCAGACGAGCUGGGAAACAGCAGUGAUGAACGCAGCUCGGAUUCAUGACAAACAGAAGCUGAAGUCUUUCUGGGAGCAGAGGAUCAUUCAGCACAGCGAACAGAUGGACGAGGAGGAGGACCGCAGAAGGAGCAGCGCUCUGGCACGGCUGAGGGAGCAGUGGUUAGUCAGGUUGGAUCAGAGGAAUCAGCACCAGAAGAGUUUCUUUGAGGAGAGAAUCAGACGAGCUCAGAAAGCUCAGCAGAGCCUCAGGAAGCUUGAUUCUCCUUGAAUCCAGAAGGUUAAAACUCUACCACUAAUCAGCUUGCAGGUGAAGAGCAGCCAACUGGUGGCAGUUUUGCAGAGCUGUGCAAUUGCAAUAUCUAAGUUUGGAGUAUUACAUUUUUACAUAAAAAAGAUAUUUUGAAACUGAAGGAGAGAAACAAAAAUGAUGACUUUAUUCACAAUUAAAUAAAUCCACAAAAAAAUCAAACAAAUAAUUAAGGCCUUCUAUGGUGACAUUUGUUCCUGCCUGGUGCCAUUGUUUUGUCAUUAUUGCACUGUGUAAUGGGGUUUUUCCAUGGGCCCAGGUCGAACAGCUUUAGCUGCGCUGUAUCAAGCCAUGCCGUAAAAACAAGUUUCCACUUCUUCCUCACAGCAGGGCAUAGCUGCACUAAGAUGCACUGCUGUGGUCAAAGUAGGGUUGCAACCAUACUGUCGUUGUGCCAGUGUGUCUCACCUGCUCAUGACUCUUCGGGCAUGCCUUGGCUUGACUACCCCCAUAAUAGAAAAAAACUAUAUGUUGUUGUACCAUGUAAUCAAUGGUCUUAA